GUCUCCGUCUAAAACCCGCCCACCAUUAAAGAAACACAUCUCACACUACUUUUGAAUACAGCAUCCGUUUCUUCAGUGUGUAAUAGUUUGUUUCGAAGUGUUUAAAAUGUGAGUUUAAUAUUAAAAAACAGCUAAAUUAGCAUGUUUUGGUAGCUGUGUGAGCACUCAGUGGAGGCUAAAGCGCGCCCCCGCGAGAUGCGCGCAACAGAUGUCUCAGUGAAGAGGAGGGCGCCAAAUAGGAAGAAGAGCAGAUAGAUGUUAGUCCGACUCUAAACCACCACAACCAGCUUCUACAGGACUCCUCUCAUUCAUCUACUUAUGGUCGACCCAUCAGGAUGGACCACUGCGCUGCCUGGACGAAGACAAAGGCUGAAAUCAUGGAGGCAGACAGUGUGAACAUAUGGCCACGCAUGGAACCCUUCUUACUGGGAGCCCUGCAGGUGGCUCCCUCCUCCAAGCUCAGUCUGCACUAUCUUCGCAAGAUGGCGGUCUACGUGCGAACACGGGACGGCUGCUUCCCCGCUUUGGGCUGGCCCAUGUGGAGGCAUAUUGCCUGUGGAAAGCUACAGCUUCCAGAAGACUUUGCAUGGCUCUACUUUGAAACCUUUGACCUUCUUAUAGGCCACACACCGGAGGAGAGGCUGGAGUGGGCAGAGUGUCUUUCCCAAUGCUCUUCCAAAAGUGAGCUGGACCAACAAAGGAACAAGUUGUCCGUGGACACGCUGCAGUUCCUCCUCUUCCUCUACAUCCAGCAGCUGAACCGUGUGUCUCUGCGCACCUCUCUGAUCGGUGAAGAGUGGCCCAGUCUUCGCUCUCGCUCCCCCUCUCCGUCAGACCGAGAGGCCAAGACCAGCUCUCAGAACAAGAACUGGGAUGAUCAGGCCCACUUGUCAUUUGUGCAAAGCCACCUAGCUGAGAUUCUGGAGCUGCUGGUGGAGCCAGGCCAACUGUCAAAUUCUGGACAGGCCCUCAGAGACUGCCAGAUAUCCCUGGAGACUGUUAAGAGCUUGGGCCUGCUCUUGGAGGGCUCAGUCUGCCACAGCAGAGCUGUUCAGCCCGUCCACAGGCUGCUGACCAAAGGUCCUCUCCAGACGCAAGCCGGCUACUCCGAACUCACCCGCUCCUUCGCCCUGCACAAGCUACUCUCAUGUCUCCAGCAAAGCCUCACACUCAACCCCUUUGGGAUGACCGCCUGCCUGUCCUCGGGCAAGAAACUAGCAUGGGCUCAACAAGUGGAGGGAGCCAUGAAGAGAGCCAAAAUAGCCCGAAACACCUACACGGCUCCACCUGGCAGUAAGAUGGUGCUGAUGUCGCAAGUCUUCAAACAGACCCUGGCGAAAACCUCAGACAGGCUGACCGGCGCCAACAUCAAAAUCCACAGAUGCUCCGAUGCCUUCAUAUACCUUCUCUCACCUCUCAGAUCAGUCAGUGUGGACAAAUGCCGUGACUGCACAGUGGUUCUGGGUCCAGUUGAGACCAGCGUCCACAUCCACGGAUGCCAGAACCUGCGGGUGGUGUGCGUGGCCGGCAGGAUCGCCAUCGGAGUCUCCUCGCGUUGCACUAUCCACGCCUUGACGCCCACCCGCCCCGUGCUCCUACCUGGAAACACAGACAUUACACUGGGGCCUUUCCACACGUUCUACCCGUCCCUGGAGGAUCACAUGGCCAGCGUGGGGCUGGCUGUGAUCCCCAAUGUCUGGGAUCAACCCUUGCUUCUGGGGACCGAGGGCCUCGCCAGCCCCUCGCUCAACGCGUCAUCCAACCCGGACCCGGCCUGCUACCGCCUGCUGCCCCCGGCUCAGUUUCACACGCUGGUUGUGCCUUUCGAGAUGGAGGGCGACACAUGUGAGGUGCCCGGGGGGUUGCCUCCUCCGUAUCAGGCAGCGCUUGAUGAAAAGCAGAAGAGGAUACAGAACUGGCAGAAGACUGUGACGGAGGCCCGGCUCAACAAGGAGCAGAAGCGUCAGUUCCAGGAGUUGGUGGAGGUCAAGUUCCACGAGUGGAUGCUGGAAACGGGGCACAGGCAGGAACUGGACAGCCUCAUCCCACCCACGAUAGCCUCUCUAAAGGACUCCAAUGGGCCUGCAACGGAGACGCAGCGAGUUGGUGAUAGCAAACAUAUUAAGACUGGACGGGCAGUGAGACAGUCACCUAUGGCUUGUUGAAGUAGUCUUAAGUUAGCAUGACAGUGUGCACAGACAUGUGGUCUUACUGACAUUUGGAGCUCCUGUAAGUUCUUAACAAACAGAUGAGUAUUAUUGUACAUUAUGUUUGUGGUCUGGAGCUGUUGAUCCAGCGUCUAUGGCAGCUUAUGUCCCACUCGUUCUUGAGUGCAAGGCUGGUUUGGGCUGCUUUACGAGUCCUUACUUAAGAAAAGGCAGCUAAGUCCUCAACAUGUCUAAGCCGAGUAGGGAGUGGAUUGGCAUGUUGUAAAACAAGAUCGCAAGCACCGCUCUUGUGAGGAGAGCUGCAGGUACACAGGGUGUCGCAUCUGUGAAGCCUCCACAGGCUUUUAAAGGGGCAUUUUUGAAAAAGCUUAGAUUUGGGUUUUACAGCUGAAUGUCUUCUUUUGGAGACAGAAAAGCGGGCGCAGCCGAGGAGGGGCGAGGUACUGACUGACUGUGACAGGCUUAGAGACCUGUCAGUCAUAAAGACAUGCCCUAAAAUGUGUCCUCUUGAAGCACCAAUAGCUCUUUAAUAUAUUGAUUCUCAAAACCUACAUUAAGACACAGAGUUUGCGAAAUGAAAUCCUUUUUUUUGUGUGUAAACUCGAUACAGUCGGAUGUUUUGGAGUCGGUAUUUAGAGACCUUUAGAGGAGUUUAAAGCACUUGCGGUUGGUAUCAGCACCAUGGUUGUCACCAUUUCUUCCCAAACCGGCCCCACAUGUCAACUAUAUGAUAUUUUCUAUUAAAAAAAAACAAAAAACGUGCAUUUAAAGAUGGGGAAUGUAGAUGCUAAAUAAAUGUAGCACGUUGGGUAUUAAGGACAUGUUAGUGCACCUACAGUUACUAGCUCAGGUCAUAGUAUUUUGUUGUGUUAAGAGAAUAUAAAAAGUAGCAAUCAAGUGUUUUCCAUUAUGGGAAUAAAGGAAGGAAUAUUAACAUAAUUUAUUGUAGGUACGGGAUUGCUCUGUCCAAGCUGUCAUAUUUGAUGUAGGUAGAGUGGGUAAUCUUUCAAGCACGUAUUUUUUGCCAGACCCCAAUUAUUGAUCUCACAGUUACAUCCACACUAAUAUGUUUUUUUUUCGUUUUAAAGCGCAUAGCUUUUGCUACGUUUAUGCCUAGCGUCCACACUACUCCGGCGUUUUCAAGCACCUAAAACGGAGACGUUUGAAAACACUGCUGACCCCGUUUUAGUUUUAAAAAUCCAGGGUCUGGACGGACAGAAAAGGAGACCUUUAGAAACGAUGACGCAGACGCCCACGUUUGCUUUCGUCUUGACGGAGUUUGGAUGUAGCUUCAGUGUUUUCACCAGCUGUGUGGCCACAAGUACAACAUGCAACGGCAAGGUUUUUUGCGGACUUAUCCUUUAAUUUCCUCCGUACAACCGAAAUAGCUGAUUUGCCAAAUGAGGCUAAAUUGAACAAACUGUUAGUCACUGUUCCCAGAUGUUGUCUAAAUGUAUCUUUAUUUUUGUAUUAAUCCACCUCUAUGAAUAUAUAUAUUUUAGCAUUAUAGUAAGAAUAUUUUUCAUAAAUCUACCUUGCCUCCAGAACCAUUUUUUUUUUAGCAUUUAAUACUUCCAAGUGUACUUCAGCCCGUUAGCUUCCUGUUUCUACACUUCCAUCCUUUACACCAUACUGAGUUUAGAGUUUUCAAAGAUUACAUUACAUCCAGUAGAACUGCUGCACGUGUCUUCAGGGUAGCAUUUUAAGGGAAUAUAGACUUGAUCGA
This is a messenger RNA of Sebastes umbrosus (honeycomb rockfish), 3894 nucleotides long. It is a transcript of the gene tbccd1, whose product is annotated as TBCC domain containing 1. The coding region runs from base 336 to 2165 and encodes 609 amino acids. Gene Ontology annotation, cellular component: spindle pole centrosome. Gene Ontology annotation, biological process: maintenance of centrosome location; maintenance of Golgi location. NCBI's taxonomy places the organism in Eukaryota, Metazoa, Chordata, Actinopteri, Perciformes, Sebastidae. The transcript is spliced from 9 exons. The record is from RefSeq and is a predicted model, not a curated record.